AAUCCAUCAAAAUUCCAAGCCUCUUCUCCUUGUAAUAAAUUGUGAUCUCCGUCUUCCUCGCUCCUCAGCUAAACUUGGCGUUUUGUAGAACCCGACGUGGCCUCCGCUCCUCACUUCAACAUCCCUCAAUCCCCGCCUCACCCCUCCUCACGAACACGGACCACCUCUCAAAAAUGGCGUUUUCCUAUAAAUUCCCACCACCCCCCUCCCUUCCUCCUCAGGUCUGCAGCUGCAGGAGCAAAGGAGAAACCGAAUCCCUUCCAAAGCUCCCACCUUUCCCGUCUCCUCCCUUAUUCGAGUUCCCAGCUCGCCGCCGCAGCAGUCAAUGGAGAUGAGGAAGAUCGCCUGCGCCGCUCUCAUCGUCGCGGCCGCCGCCACCACCGCCCUCGCCGCCGAGGCUCCUGCCCCUGCCCCAGCCAGCGCCUCCUUCGCGGUCAGCCCCGCCGUCGGAGCCGCCGUCGGCGCCUCCGUCCUCUCCUUCUUUGCCUUCUACCUGCAGUAACCUCAGCGGCCGAGAAGCAGCGGCCGUGGCCGGGGCACUUGAUGAGCGAAUAACUGCGCUUAUUGUUGUUCGUGGUUUCGCGUUAAUUAUUUCCUUACCGUGUUGUGUUCGUUUCUAUGGAUCGAUUUGAUUGUGAGACUGUGAAUCAUUCUCAA
This is a messenger RNA of Zingiber officinale, 657 nucleotides long. Its product is annotated as arabinogalactan protein 23-like. The record is from RefSeq and is a predicted model, not a curated record. The transcript has a single exon. Lineage: Eukaryota; Viridiplantae; Streptophyta; Magnoliopsida; Zingiberales; Zingiberaceae. The coding region runs from base 326 to 502 and encodes 58 amino acids.